CAGGAAGCUGUGCGCGCCUCUCGCUUCUUCCAGGAUCUUCUGAGAGGGCGCGUGAACGGCACCCUGCAGACUGGUUAUGGCGCUUCACGUCCCCAAGGCCCCGGGCUUUGCCCAGAUGCUCAAGGAGGGAGCGAAGCAUUUUUCAGGAUUAGAAGAGGCUGUGUACAGGAACAUACAGGCUUGCAAGGAGCUGGCCCAAACAACUCGUACAGCAUAUGGACCAAAUGGAAUGAACAAAAUGGUUAUCAACCAUCUGGAGAAGUUGUUUGUGACAAAUGAUGCGGCGACUAUUUUAAGAGAGCUAGAAGUACAGCAUCCUGCUGCAAAAAUGAUUGUAAUGGCCUCUCACAUGCAAGAGCAAGAGGUUGGAGAUGGCACAAACUUUGUUCUGGUUUUUGCUGGAGCUCUUCUGGAAUUAGCUGAAGAGCUUCUCAGACUUGGCCUGUCAGUUUCAGAGGUCAUAGAAGGUUAUGAAAUAGCCUGCAAAAAAGCUCAUGAGAUUCUUCCUGACUUGGUAUGUUGUUCUGCAAAAAAUCUACGGGAUGUUGAUGAAGUGUCGUCUCUACUUCAUACCUCUGUAAUGAGUAAACAAUAUGGUAAUGAAGUGUUUCUGGCCAAGCUUAUAGCUCAGGCAUGUGUAUCCAUUUUUCCUGACUCUGGCCAUUUCAAUGUUGAUAACAUCAGAGUUUGUAAGAUUCUGGGCUCUGGUGUGCAUUCCUCUUCAGUACUGCAUGGUAUGGUUUUUAAGAAGGAAACUGAAGGCGAUGUGACAUCUGUCAAAGAUGCAAAAAUAGCAGUGUACUCCUGUCCGUUUGAUGGCAUGAUAACAGAAACUAAGGGAACGGUGUUGAUAAAGAGUGCUGAAGAAUUGAUGAAUUUUAGUAAGGGAGAAGAAAAUCUCAUGGAUGCGCAAGUCAAAGCUAUUGCUGAUACUGGUGCAAAUGUUGUAGUAACAGGUGGCAGAGUGGCAGACAUGGCUCUUCACUAUGCAAACAAAUACAAUAUCAUGUUGGUGAGGCUAAACUCAAAAUGGGAUCUCAGAAGAUUAUGCAAAACAGUUGGUGCUACAGCUCUUCCUAGAUUGAAUCCUCCUGUCCUUGAAGAAAUGGGGCAUUGUGACAGUGUUUACCUGUCAGAGGUGGGAGAUACACAAGUGGUUGUGUUUAAGCAUGAAAAGGAAGAUGGUGCCAUUUCUACCAUAGUGCUUCGAGGCUCUACAGACAACCUGAUGGAUGAUAUAGAGAGGGCAGUAGAUGAUGGUGUUAAUACUUUCAAAGUUCUCACAAGGGAUAAACGUCUUGUACCUGGAGGUGGAGCCACAGAAAUUGAAUUAGCCAAACAGAUCACAUCGUAUGGAGAGACGUGUCCUGGACUUGAACAGUAUGCCAUUAAGAAGUUUGCAGAGGCAUUUGAAGCUAUUCCCCGGGCACUGGCAGAAAACUCUGGAGUUAAGGCCAAUGAAGUAAUCUCUAAACUCUAUGCAGUACAUCAAGAAGGAAAUAAAAACGUUGGAUUAGAUAUUGAGGCUGAAGUUCCUGCUGUAAAGGACAUGUUGGAAGCUGGUGUUCUAGAUACUUACCUGGGAAAAUACUGGGCUAUUAAACUGGCUACUAAUGCUGCCGUCACUGUUCUCAGAGUGGAUCAGAUUAUAAUGGCAAAACUGGCAGGUGGACCUAAAGCUCCUAAACCACAAGGAAAUUGGGAUAAAGAUGGUUGGCAAGACGAAUCUCAUAUAUAAAUAGCAAAUCAGAUCAUCAUGGCAAAACCAGCGGGUGGGCCCAAGCCUCCAAGUGGGAAGAAAGACUGGGAUGAAGACCAAAAUGACUGAAUGGUUUCAUUUUUACUGUAGGUGAAGGUUGUGUUUGUAGUAGUACUAUAGGAAUUGCCUGAUAUUUUCAUGUUCUCCUUAAAUUAAGAAGUGUUUUGUGUUUGUAUCUUGUAUCCUUGAAUGGAUGAUGCAAUAAACGUUAUUAUCGAAGCCUCUUUG
Messenger RNA from Budorcas taxicolor (takin), 1987 nucleotides. It is a transcript of the gene CCT8, whose product is annotated as chaperonin containing TCP1 subunit 8. Gene Ontology annotation, cellular component: chaperonin-containing T-complex. The coding region runs from base 77 to 1738 and encodes 553 amino acids. Gene Ontology annotation, biological process: protein folding. The record is from RefSeq and is a predicted model, not a curated record. NCBI's taxonomy places the organism in Eukaryota, Metazoa, Chordata, Mammalia, Artiodactyla, Bovidae. Gene Ontology annotation, molecular function: ATP binding; ATP hydrolysis activity; ATP-dependent protein folding chaperone. The transcript is spliced from 16 exons.